This is a messenger RNA of Didymosphaeria variabile, 1284 nucleotides long. RefSeq lists its product as uncharacterized. The transcript is spliced from 3 exons. The record is from RefSeq and is a predicted model, not a curated record. The coding region runs from base 1 to 1284 and encodes 427 amino acids. Lineage: Eukaryota; Fungi; Ascomycota; Dothideomycetes; Pleosporales; Didymosphaeriaceae.
AUGGAGUUCAUCACACUAAUUACGUUGCUCUGCUUCUUUCUCAGCGGCACCACCAUAGCGAUCGGACAACCGGCAAGUAUCGCCUUUUCUGAAACGGAAGGUGUGCUCAAACUUGGUGGGACUGGUCAAGCACCGACUAUAGUCAUCGACAGCAAAGAUUGGGCAGGUGUGACACGUGCAGGCAACGAUCUUGCGAAUGACUUCGGCCUUGUGACUGGAACGAAGGGGAAGGUCGUCUCAAGCACUUCAGGGCUCUCAGGUGCGGUAGUCAUAAUUGCGGGUACGCGGGUUCCAUCCACCUUGUACGGCUCGACUUCCCCUAUUAUCGACAGCCUGGUAUCAGCUGGAAAAUUCGAUGCCUCCAACAUCAAAGGGAAAUGGGAGUCUUUCUCUUCCGCUCUGGUAGAGAAGCCAGUAGAAGGCGUCGAUCGAGCUUUGAUCCUCGCUGGAAGUGACAAACGCGGCACCAUAUACGCCAUCUACGACGUCUCCGAGCAGAUUGGUGUGUCACCCUGGUAUUGGUGGGCAGACGUUCCCCCGAAGAAACACCCUGCUCUCUACGCACUUCCAGGGACGAAAACUCAAGGUCCACCAUCUAUUAAAUACAGAGGUCUCUUUAUCAAUGAUGAACAGCCUGCACUCACAAACUGGGUGAAAUCCAAUUACGGCGGAGUGUACAACAGCCAAUUUCAUGCAAAGGUAUUCGAGCUUCUGCUGCGUUUGCGCGCAAACUACUUCUGGCCAGCCAUGUGGGCCUCGAAAUUCCACGUAGAUGACAGUAAGAACGGACCACUAGCAGAGGAGAUGGGCAUCGUGAUGGGUACGAGCCAUACAGAGCCAAUGGCUCGCGCAGAUAAAGAGAAAGUCAAGCCUUGGGAUUGGAAGAGCAACCAAAACAAUCUGAAGAAGUACAUGCAAGAUGGGGCAACACGAAGUAAGAACUGGGAGGUGGUCUGGACGUUAGGUAUGCGCGGUGAUGGCGACACUGGGAGCCCGACCCUGGACGCGAAGUCCCUGGUCGACGUAUUCACAGCGCAACAAAGCAUCUUAAAGAGCACGCUUGGCGUGUCCAGUCUAAAUGCUGUGCCGCAAAUGUGGUGCGUGUACAAGGAGGUCGGGGGCUACUACCAGGCUGGGAUGAAGGUACCAGAAGAUAUCACUAUUCUCUGGAGUGACGACAAUAGCGGAAACAUCCAACGCCUGCCUAUUCCGAGCGAAGCAAACAGGAUCGGUAAUGCGGGUGUGUACUUUCAUCUCGACUAUGUUGGGUCGCUGUUGAAAUAG